GGCGAGGCGUAUCACCGUCGGUAUCAGUGUGAUUCACGUUUUCCGCCGAUAAACAAUAAAUUCGUUACGAUAUUGUUACGACGAUAUGGGUAGGCACGACGAGUGUUUACGUCUCGCGUCGCGUCGUACACACCGCGCGGGCGGGUAGGCACUAUAUCGUCUUGCGGACACAUUUCGCAGUCAAUCCGAGACGACAAUAACCACCGCUGCGACUGCGUGUCGUCGAGCAGUCGGCGGACGAACUGACAUUAUUCCGUACAACCACCGACCACCGUACAGUCAACAACAGUGCCCGUGUGCGCCUGCACCAGCUACUUCCGUCCGGUGAAAAUAAUAUCAUAAGACAACGAUGAUCGUGACGACCGCAGAUAGGUAGGUACGAAUAAUUAACGACGACAACAACAAUGAUAUUAUCACAGUCGUAAUGUACCGCCGCAGAAGCGAACAAAAGUGAGACACGAGUUUCCCGCGCAAUAAAUAUUAAUUACUAUAGCGUUGCACUGUAAUACGCCUGUACGACAAUCGAACUCACGUCCUGCGCACAGAUCGAUGUACGCGCGAAGUCUCAUAUAUUAUUACCUAUCUGCUGUUUAAAAUGAAUUGAGAGCUGUUGUGUCGCGUGCUUUCGGCGUUCACUUUUUCAUUUUCCGACGUGUGUCUGUUAUUGUAAUGCUGCGACGCGUGCAGUAAACCGGCCUCGCACACAACCGCAGCUGACAGACCACUGGACCGGAAGAACACGCGAACCGGUUCGAUGGCGAAUCGCAAUACCGGAAGUUGCUGUUGUAGCGACGACGACGAUGACGACGACGAAGAAGAAGACGAAGAAGACGAAGACGACGAUGACGACACCAGCGGAUCGUGUUCGAGCUGUUCGACCGCAGAAGCCGACGACGACGAUGACGGCGGCGUGACCCGACGGCGACUGACUUCCGGAAGGACGACUGCUGCGGCCGCGGCCACGUCGUUCGACCUGCUGGACGCCCGGCGCCUGCCGGACCUGUUGGACGCCGAACGACUGGUGGCCGUGCUGGACGGGUGUCUGGAAUCGGAGUACGUGCGUGGCUGCGUGGUCGAGACGUGGGACGCGGUGCUCAGCGAACACCUGGAGGCCAUCGCGCACCUGGUACUGUACCAGACACCCGAGCACGCCGUCAGCCAAGCCGUGUACGAACAGCUCGUCGGACUGUCCACGUCCCUCCGGCCGCCCGCCAACGACGACCAGCACCAACAGCAACAGCGGCCGGCCCGCGUGGACGCGGCACGGGUGUACGGCACGCUCAGGUCGGCGGCCCGGUCGCUGCUGACCACCCGGGUGGACGCGUGCUGCCGGCAGAGCAUGUGUCGGGCCGUUGGGCUAGCCGUGGCCGCGCUCCGGUGCAGCACGCGGCCCGUGUUUUCGGUGGAAAACUUCGUGGUCGAGAUCAACGAGGCGGCCAACUUCGCCAACCUGUACUGCACCGGGUACGCCAAGCGCAUAUGCGCCGCGCUCGAGGGCAUCUACGACACGGUCAUGGCCGGCGACUACCACCCGACCAACGUCGUGGUCCAGAUGGCCGUCAUGGACAAGUGCAUCAGGGCGGCGGUGCGGACGCUCGCCGACGGCCGGGCGACGGCCGCACAGAAGACGGCCGCCCAGCGGUCGCUGCUCGCCGAGCUCGACGACGUGGGCGCGACGGUGCGCAUGAAGAACCACGGUUGCGUGGACGACGCGGCCGCGGACUCGCAGCAGCGACGCCAAGUAGCUGUGGCCACGGCGUCGUCCACGGCGGCCAGGUUCGUCCACUUCACCAUGAGCCCGUGGCGGGCGCCCAUCCGCAUGUACCACCAACAGUCGCCGACCAGCGUGGACCAGGUGCUCAGGGCCACCGUCCGCUUGGUCGAGGCGCUCGUCGCCGAACUGUUCAAGCCGUGCCUGAGCGGCCGGCACCGCGCCCCCCGUCACAUCCGCCGCCGCCGCGCGUGCAGCAGCCGUCAGAUGCACGACAAACAGCUCUAGGACCGCCCACAUUUUUAUCCGUGUAAAUAUCAUACGUUUUACCCGAUCCUCGCGAUCUAUAACCUACCUACCCUUGCUUAUCACAUUAUAUGCGAACCACGCGAAUUUUAUUUUUAUUAUUAUUAUUUUUUUUAUUACCAUUUAAUUGUGUGUAAAUUUUAUACUUAACUUUAGUCUUUAAAUUAUUUUAUUUAUAUUUAUAUCGAGAUUUUCAAGGAAGAAAUCGGAGCGUAUCGAUACGUCUCGGAUUUGCAAUUUAUUGAGCGAUCGAUACCUACCGAGCCGUAUCGGACUCAGACUUCACGGUGUGGUACAAUUAUUCCUUAUCGACACGUAACGAAUUUUUAUUCUUGAAAAUCUUAUAAUUUUAUUUCAUACUCGUGUCAGUGUGCUGUACAUAAUUGUUAUUAAAUGGCAAAACAAUUUUAUAAUA
This is a messenger RNA of Myzus persicae (green peach aphid), 2432 nucleotides long. RefSeq lists its product as uncharacterized. Lineage: Eukaryota; Metazoa; Arthropoda; Insecta; Hemiptera; Aphididae. The coding region runs from base 755 to 1999 and encodes 414 amino acids. The record is from RefSeq and is a predicted model, not a curated record. The transcript has 2 exons.